CAUCUUCUCUCUCCAUUUCUCUGGUCCAAACACUUUAACAUCAAUCCAAGAAGUCCUCAAAUGGCUUCCACUAAGCUCCGAAGAUCAUGUUCCUUUCCAAAUCUUCUACUCUCGUUCUUGAAUUUCAUCCUCUUUAUCCUUUCUGCUCUCUCUCUUGCCCCUAUUAUUGUCCUCAAAACGCCACCAACUUCACUGGGUUGGGCAUUUCUGAUGGUCUCCAGCAUCUCCCUUCUCUCCUCCUCUGUGGGUUUUUAUUCUCAGCUCACCCACUUUUGCUUCAUAACUCAUCUUUCCCUCCUCCUCGCCUCAUCGAUCGGGCAGUUACUUGGUAUUUUAGCCUUGUUUACAAAAGAGAAAUCUAGUCUUUCUAUGUUAGAGUCACCAAGAGACCCAAAAGAAGCAAAGCUUUUGGUGAGGUUGGAAUGUGGAACUUUGGUGUCCAUGUUUGUAAUGCAAUUGGGUGUUUUGAUACUGACUUGUGCUGUUCAUAGCUGUUGGGUGAGAGAGUAUGAGGGUUUAGAAGCUGAGAGAGAGGCGAUAGCAAGGAAGAGGAGUCGGAGGAUUGCACGAGUGCAGGAAGAGUCCAUGGAAAAUGCAACAAAGAUUGGUGAGAUUAAAGCAAAGGAGCUGGAUGAGAAGAUGAAAGGCAAGUAUGGGCAAUGGGUGAAGACUGAUUUUGAAGGCUAAAGACUCUUCCUAUCCUUGUUAGUAGCUAUAUGCUUUGUUUGUUCUGAGUGUGCUUUUUGUUGGUACAGUGAUGGCUGUACUUUUUAGGGUCACUAUGGGGUGGCCAUUCCAUUGGAUGUGUAAAGUAGAGAAGAGCCUGUCUUGUUUACAAAUGGCGGUUCUGUGGAUGAUGUUAUUGUCACUGUCACUGUGGGGUCUGUGAGUGGUGUCUCUGAUAAGUAAUGGAGUUUACCUUCUAUUUUCCCAAAAAAAUUGAUUAAUAUAAGACCAUUGGAACACUAACUCAAUUACCAGCAAUUCAAUUAUGU
Messenger RNA from Ilex paraguariensis (yerba mate), 995 nucleotides. NCBI's taxonomy places the organism in Eukaryota, Viridiplantae, Streptophyta, Magnoliopsida, Aquifoliales, Aquifoliaceae. The record is from the annotation of a GenBank genome assembly.